AUGGCGCUAGCUGCGCAGCAUUUGUGCACCGCCGCCGUCAGUGUCAGCCAGUUUGCUGUGGCAUACGGAGCUCCAUCGCAGUCUUUAACACUGGUAGCAUGCCGCGACAGCGUGGACGUGAACCAUGCUGUCUUAGUAAACGACCCUGAGAAAAGGGUAUUCAAUGUCGUUUGGGCAAAACAGUCAACACGAAAGCACAAAGUUUGGGAGGGUGAUGGUGUUCUGGAAGUGGAAGGGAAGACAGUUAUUUUAAAGGAUGUUGGUGGAAAAAUUCUAGGCCAGUCUUCGAACGUAAAGGUGUCCUCAUUUGAAGAUGGUACACGUUUGCUUCUUGGUGGAAAAGAGGCUGAGAUUGUGGAUGAAGUGAAAAUAACUAACUCUAUCAGUGUGUCCAGUAAAAGAAUGCCAGACAGGCAGAGUGAUCAAAAGCCUACAAAAAAAGCAAGAAAAGACAUACCUGUUCUGCAUAAAAAACCCUCAAAUUUUUGUGGUCAAAAUUAUAGGCCCUUGGUUAUGCCAAGUCCCCCAGAUGAGCAUCGGUGGAAGAUGAAUCCAGAACAUUUGCCUCUUGUGGAGGUAGUAAUUGAUCCAUGUCUUGCAAAAGUCCUUCGCCCUCAUCAAAGAACUGGCAUAAUAUUUUUGUAUGAAUGUAUGCUUGAAAUGAGACAACCGAACUAUUCUGGAGCAAUAUUGGCAGAUGAGAUGGGACUGGGGAAGACACUACAGUGUGUUACACUUGUUUGGACAUUGUUAAAGCAAGGCCCAUAUGGUGGAAGGCCUAUUAUUCGGAAUGCUUUGAUUGUAACACCAAGCAGUUUAGUUGGGAAUUGGGAAAAGGAAUUCCAGCAAUGGUUAGGAAGAGGAAAAAUCCAUACAUUUAUUGUUAAUCAGAAGAAUAAACCAACUGAUUUAAAAAAUAAUGCAAAUGCUAAUGUUAUGCUAAUUUCUUAUGAAAUGUUUUCAAGAUACUAUGAUGACAUUGAAAAAUAUGAGUUUGACCUGCUCAUUUGUGAUGAAGGCCAUCGUUUAAAAAACAGUACUAUUAAAAUAUAUGUGAUGUUAUCAAAGUUGCAAUGCAAGAAACGAAUACUGCUUACAGGAACUCCAGUACAGAAUGACCUUCAAGAGUUUUAUACCCUAGUUAAUUUUGUAAAUCCUGGAGUACUUGGUCCAUUGUCAGAUUUUAGGAAGAUCUAUGAAGCUCCAAUUGUUGCCUCUAGGCAGCCAGAAGCAGACACUGAAAUCCGUCUGCAUGGUGAACAACGUGCUGCUGAGUUGAACCAUAAAACCAGUUGGUUCAUCCUACGCCGCACACAGGAUCUGAUAGACAAAAUUUUGCCAAUAAAACAUGAACUGGUUCUUUUCUGCUGCCUGUCUCAACUACAGAUCAGUAUGUACAGAGCAGUGAUUGAUUACUGGGACUCACAGAAAGAAAACUUAAUUUCUCUGGAAUCAGUUCCACACCUCAAUAUUAUUACUUUACUUAAGAAAAUUUGCAAUCAUCCAGUGCUUAUUAAGUCUAGUGUCAUAGAGGGAGAACUUGAAAUGAAACUGAUGCAUAUGUUCUCAUCUGAAAUACUUGAAACAUGUCCAAGAAACUCUGGAAAACUUAUUAUUGUCUUACGUCUUCUUCAAUAUUUGAGGCAAACUAAGGAGCGUGUGGUGUUUGUGUCAUACUAUACACAGACAUUAGAUCUAAUGGCACAGCUGUGUGAAAACUAUGGCUACAAAUAUUGUCGAUUGGAUGGAUCUACAGCUUGUAGUCAGCGUCAAACAGUUGUUGACAAUUUCAAUAGCGCAUCUUCAAAAUACUUUAUCUUCCUUUUAAGUGCUCGUGCUGGUGGAAUUGGUCUCAAUCUUACGGGCGCAUCACGUCUUAUUCUCUUCGAUUCCGACUGGAAUCCAGCCACGGACCUACAAGCAAUGUCACGAAUUUGGAGAGAUGGUCAAUCAAAACCUGUGUUUAUUUAUAGGCUGGUUUCUGUGGGUACAAUAGAAGAAAAAAUCUUCCAACGCCAAAUAAGCAAGACUGAUCUAAGUGGUACAGUUGUAGAUCCACAGAACAAUAGUACCAUUCGCCUGUCUAAAGAAGAACUUAAGGACCUACUGUCAUAUGAUGAAAAUGAAACCUGUCUCACUCAUAAGUUAUUAGAAUGUACAUGUGAUAUAAAUGGCCAACCACGUGAGCAAUUUGAGACCUGCAGAUCUGAAGUAGACAAUAGACCAUCACAGCUGGGUUCUGUUCAGUUAAAUUCCACACACCCUCACCAACGCAUGAAUCAGCUGCUUCAUUGGGAACACCAUAGAGCACCAUUCAGAUCAGGCUUCCUAGAGGGUCUGGGAUUGCUGGAUGUUGCUGGCAGCAUAACAUACAUUUUUAAAACAUCAACAGUGGCUGACUGAAGUGUGAUGUUGCACAGUUAAGCAUAUACUUUUGUUGAUGUAAAAUUGUAUAUAAUUUCAAACAGACAGUUUUGUAAAAAAGAUAAUAUUUUCUGUAACUGGUUGAUUAUAUUAGAUACAUGUAAAUACACACAAAAUAAAAAAUGGUGGCAUGAUAUUAUGUAUUUAUUUACGUAGUGUAAAAUACAAAUCAUAUGGAAAUCAUCUUACAGUAUUAGGUGAGAAUCAAACAACUGCAUAGAUAUAUCAUGUACAUGUAAAUAUUACGACAUAUAAAAUAAAAUGUGAUGGUCUGUUAUAAUCUUUUUGUAUGCAAAUAGUUAUACAUAGAAUUAACUAAACGUUAUCUCACUAUACUAGCUGUAAAUGUAAACUAAAUUUAUAGUCUGUUUUUACUAUUCUGUUAUACAGCUUGAUAAAAUUUUGUGUCUGCUAAUGUUUUGACACAAUUUUUUUCGACGUGGAACAUUUUAUAUACUAUGUGAUUAUAAGACUACCCAUUACAUUUGUAUCAUUAAUGAGAAUACUGUGUAGGCUGCAGCACAAUUUUUCCAUUUUUACAACAAUAUUCAAAGUUUUUUUCAGCAUGAUGACUAAUUUUCAUUAGAAAGGUGUUAUUUUUGUACAGGCAUGUGUUUUGUUUGCAAUGAUCAGGUAGUCCUGUUGCUAAUGCAAGACAAAUUAAUGAAUACAUUCUGUAAACAGCAUGCUAUGAAAGGAAGUGAUAUGAUCAUAAGAUGAUGAGAUACUAAUUCAUCAAAAUAAUAAUAAUAAUAAUAAUAAAAUAAAAGGUAGGG
This is a messenger RNA of Schistocerca cancellata (South American locust), 3200 nucleotides long. Its product is annotated as DNA repair and recombination protein RAD54B-like. The transcript is spliced from 17 exons. The record is from RefSeq and is a predicted model, not a curated record. Gene Ontology annotation, cellular component: nucleus. Gene Ontology annotation, biological process: double-strand break repair via homologous recombination; reciprocal meiotic recombination. Bases 1 to 2403 code for a protein of 800 amino acids. Gene Ontology annotation, molecular function: ATP-dependent chromatin remodeler activity; ATP binding; DNA translocase activity. NCBI's taxonomy places the organism in Eukaryota, Metazoa, Arthropoda, Insecta, Orthoptera, Acrididae.